GGACUUUACGCUCCCUUCUUUGGCACCGGCGAUCCACAUCCUCAAUAAACCACCCCUCUAGGCAAUCUCGCCAUGGCCGACGCACAAUCCAGGCCGGACACCGGUAGCUCGCAGAGCUCCGACAGAGGAGAGACAUUCGAAGAUGCGACCGACAUGACCCCUCGUCCCACCUCGGAGCGCUCCCGGUCGCGGUCACUGAUCAGUCGACGGGAAUCAUCAUCCUCUACCGCCCAGGGACAUCGAGCGGAUUCUCCAGUACCCAAAAUCCCCAACACAGACGGUACGCAGGAGGAGCAGAAACGGGACAGCGUCCCUGAACCCACCGUGGCGACCGGCGAAGAUGCAUCACACGCGAAAUCGCCCCUGCUCACGGCACAUAGAAUAUCUGUGACGUCGGAUAUGGACGAAGUCUCUCUAGACGAAGAAGGCGCAAAGACCCCCGGCCUCCUGCCGAAAUUACCACCCCGAGAUUCCGGAAGCGGACUACAGGGUCUGUCCGGGAAAAUGUCUCCCGUCAAGUUCCCUCCACCACCGCCUCCUCCGCCGGUGUCAGAAAAGCAUGCUUCCGUGCCGCCGCCCGCUCCCUCUCGCAAAUUGACCAGCCCGUUUGCAUGGUUGGCGCGGAACACGUCCAGCAAGAAGCCAGAGUCUCCGCCGCUGCCUACUUCUGACAGGAGGAAUACCAAUGCCUCAAUUGCAACGCUUGGGAGCAAUCCGGAGUUGACGCUUAGCAAAAUCGAGGAUGAAGGGGAACAGACGCGCCACAAUCGAUCGAGUCAAGGCAGUCUACGCGAUCGCUUCAAGUUCCUAAGGAUGAGGGAAGAGGCUGGCAUCACAAUGGAGGAUGAGAGCAGUGUUGAACCUGGCCAUGGAGGCGCCCUUGCCGGUCUCAUCGGACGGACAACAGGCCUUGGUCUUGGUGUGGGUAGCCCUGGAAGCCUAGCCGAGGAGGAACAUGCGGCAGGCAUCGCUUCUGGACCGGCCAGUCCUAGGCCUGGGUCUCUUGCAAAACAGCCAACAAUCAAUCCGAACUUGGCUCCCGGGACAGCGUCUGGAUUUGCAGCGGGUCCUGAUGGCGACGCCGCGGAACCGGUAGACUGGGAUCUUUGGCAGGCUGUGGUGAACGAAGGGCCGGCAGCUGUAUCGCGAACCAGCGCCGAGGAGCUCAACCAAGCCAUUGCGAGUGGUAUUCCGCAGGCAAUCCGCGGCGUCAUUUGGCAAGUCUUGGCGCAAAGCAAGAACGAGGAGUUGGAGAGCAUGUAUAGGGAGUUGGUUAUCCGCGGCACCGACAAGGAACACAUCACCGUCAAAAGUCCGCACUUGCCCAACGGUCAUAUUAACGGCGCGGGCAAAGAGAAGGAAUCCGUUGCUUCAUCUUCAUCUUCCGUUCAUUCCGACUAUUCAACACCGGCCACAACUAAUGGCAGCACAAAUGCACCUCUGCCCUCGCCAUCGAUUUCGGCGGAGAACCCCGAGGACUUGGCAAAACUCCAGGCUAAGCUCGCCGCGGAAAAGAAACAGAAGGCCAAAGAGGAAGCAGCCGCGAUCCAUAAACUGGAGAAGACCAUCAAGCGCGACUUGGGUGCCAGGACAAGCUAUUCGAAAUAUGUCAUGGCGGCAGGGCUGCAGGACGGACUUUUCGGGAUCUGCAAAGCCUAUGCGUUGUAUGAUGAAGCUGUCGGUUAUGCCCAAGGAAUGAACUUUAUUGCGAUGCCAUUAUUAUUCAAUAUGCCCGAAGAAGAAGCGUUCAGUCUCUUCGUGACUCUCAUGAACAAGUAUGGUCUCCGAGACCUGUUUGUACACGAUAUGCAGGGGCUACAUCUUCAUCUUUAUCAAUUCGAGCGACUUCUGGAAGACCUAGAACCCGCGCUGUACUGCCAUCUCCAUCGACGAGACGUGAAACCGCAGCUCUACGCAACCCAAUGGUUUCUCACUCUGUUUGCGUAUCGGUUCCCGUUACAACUCGUUCUUCGGAUAUACGAUCUCAUCCUCAGCGAAGGCCUCGAAGGAGCUAUCUUGAAGUUCGGCAUCGUGCUCAUGCAAAAAAAUGCAGAGACUUUACUGGGCAUGAAGGACAUGGCGACGCUUACCACAUUUCUCAAGGAGCGGCUUUUCGACGUAUACAUUGAUAAGGCGCCUUCGGCAUCUUCUAUCCUGGAGAGUGGCUUCUUCGGCUCCGCCGGGGGCGUGGACAAAGAAGUGUACCGCGCUGACAAGCUCGUGAAGGACGCCGUAGCGGUGAAGGUCACCCCCGAGAUGCUCAAGCAGUACACAGCCGAGUGGAAAGAGCAGCAGCGAAUAGAGAAGGAACGGGAAGCUGAGCUGCAUGGCCUGAAAGACAAGGUUUCGAUGUUGGAGAACAAGGUCCGCUCGCUUGAGCGUCGCGCUGAGCAGUCCGACACUGAGCACGUCCAAGUGGCUUCGGAACUCGUUAAGACUAAAGUCGAGAACGAGGGUCUCGCAGAAGAGAAUGAGACGCUCAAGACGAAGGUCGAAGAGCUUCAGAAGAUAGUGGACACGCAGCCAGAAGAGGUGGAAGCCCGGUUGAAGACGGAGAUGGAGACGGUCAUGCAGAAGAACAUCGUUGUCCACAACGAGAACAGAGCAUUGGAAGAGCAAAUGGCGGAGAUGGAGAAGGAGCUGGUGGCAACAAAGAUGCAAUGGGCAACCAUCAACGAGGAAUACGAGAACCUCAAGCAGAAGUGGAACAAUAUCACGCAGAUGAUGAACCGAUAGCCGGCGUCGAUGUCAUCUGCUCGCAUACAUCCUUUUCAUCCAUCACUGGCGUUCGGAUUGUUGGUGCACAAAGCACGUCACGGCCAUAAUGUCUAGCGAAACAGAUGUCUGUUCUCGAGCGUCGACCGCCGUUUAAUUUCGCUUUCGCUGUCCAUAUUCCUCUUUGCGCCCUCCCGCUGCCUGGGGUUGCGGCGCCGUCCUAUUCGACUAUGUUCGACUCAUGACGCAACUGGCAUCUUGUAUAUACCCAAGACUCAAUCGGAGGUGGACUUGAUGGUGUUCGUCUUGUGCUUUUGCGUUCUUUUCAGGAUAGUUUGCGUUGCAUAUUUGCGAGGCGGUUGGGCGCGGCGAAUGAAAACAUCAGUUUCACGGCUCGCCGACUAGUGGGCCUAGUAUCAUAGUGAUAUAUAGACCAGCCAUGGCAGGUGAGGUCAAAGCACCC
Trematosphaeria pertusa is the source of this 3178-nucleotide messenger RNA. Its product is annotated as RabGAP/TBC. The record is from RefSeq and is a predicted model, not a curated record. NCBI's taxonomy places the organism in Eukaryota, Fungi, Ascomycota, Dothideomycetes, Pleosporales, Trematosphaeriaceae. The transcript has 5 exons. The coding region runs from base 73 to 2736 and encodes 887 amino acids.